GCCGUAUCGUGCUCGUGUUUUUGUCGCUAUGCUGACAUUUCUUUCGUGUGUUUCAUCGCGCUGUAAAAUGUCAAAAUGCGCGAGGCUCUAAAAAAUUGGUUUGAAUUGAACGGAACGGAAAUCGCCAAAGUCGCAACUGAUCAACACCACACAAUUAUCCGAUUAAAUUAACAAAAACCACUAAUUAAAAUUGCAUAAAUAAGUAGACUAAUUAUAUAUUGUAGUUGCAAAGAAAAUUGCAAACAAAUAAAUCAAAUAUUAAUUAGAAACUUGCAUAAAAUACUCAUAAUAGUCGUAAAUUUAAAUGGAAGUGAACAACAAAAAAGAAGAAAAAGUGCUUUGUGUGUGUGUUUGUAUGAAUAUAUAUUGUGCAUAUAAAUCAAUAAGAGCAAAAGUCCGCUGUAGCAGUCGGGCUUAAAUAUUUAAUUUGGUUUUAGCAUGGCCUAAACACAUAAGUGGCAAUAAAAUUUUUUGCGCUCUCACUCUGCGUGUGCAUGUGUAUAAAUAAAUAAGUAAACUGCGAACAGACAGACAGAUAUGUUAUGUUUGUUGUUUCGGUGUGACCAACUCGUAUCGUAGACCGCUGUCGCCGCGUGUGUGUGUCCUUUAUUUAUGAGACAGAAAAACAAAAGGAAAAAGCCGGACCUAAACGAAGUCGCAAAGCGAUUCAAGUUCAAGCGCAAAACUUUUGCACACAAAUUUAUUGCCAUCUGGCCCCCCGUUUAACCUUUUGUAAAUGUUUUGGCGCAUCGCCGUCGCGCUCGCGCAAUCCUUCGCAACUCGUGUACUCUCGAGUCCUGCGGGCAUCGUUUGCAACACACACAAAAUAUAACGGGCAACAAAUAAAAAGGGAAAAUCUUAAAAAAAGUGGAAGUAAAAUAAAAGAGCAUACGGAGGAAAAGCGCUCAUAAAAGCCAAUACAAACGAUGCUACUGCUUCCGCUCCCGUGCGCACACACACACACACACACAUAAUACUUACACACACAUCUACACACGCAGGCCGGCACACACGUCGUGAGUGUAUGCGAAGAGUAGCUGCAAUGGACCAACAAAGAAAAUAAUGAAUUUCCAUAGAAAAUAACCAAACAAAUAAAAAUAAAUAAAAAAAAAAAGAGGAAACCAAUUAAACAGCUUUAAAAAAAAUUCUCCACAACAGAACCAAGAAACGCAAACCCAAAACAAACUGACCAAAUAAAAUGCUAUAAAUGUGUGCUGUGUAUAAAAAUAAAUGAAAACAAAAAGUAAAUAAAUGAAUUGUUAAUUAAAUGUAAAUAAAUGUUGAAUUUAGUGUGCUUAACUUAAACUGAGGACCAACAAAAAACAAAAACAGGAAACAGAUAUCCAACUACACACAAAACAAAAUAUAAUAAAUGAAUAUAACAAGGAAAUUUAAUUGAAUUUUGUAUAAAACUUUCUAAGCUGCUGUGCAACAUCAAUGUGAGACUUGUGCAUAACCUUAACCAACAAUAGAACAACAACUAGUUAAACUAACUAUAUCAAAUAUAGAAUUUAAUAGAACAUUUAUAUAUUUAAGUGUACAUAUGACCAAAUAAAUGGUACACAGUUUGGUAAAAGCUUUAAUUAGUGCUUAAGUGUAAGAGUGUAAAUCGAGGCUCACUGUUAGUGUCAAUUGACCAAGGAUUCAUGUAAAUAUCGAACACAUACACACACAAUCUAUAACAACUGAAAGUGUAACUCUAGACUGUGCUUAAAACAUACAAAACUAUUUAACUAACUAUAUACAUAAACUAUUCAAGAAUUUUGAACAGCAUUUAAAUAAAACUUAAACGUCAGAAUGUCAAUGUUCUUCUUUCGCUUGCAUAAUCUCCAGCGCGCCGAGGAGAACAAGCGCAAGAAGCGCGUGGAGCAACAGCGUCAACAGCAGCGCCAGCGUCGAGGCGCCAAGGUCUUCAAAUGUGUCAGCGACUCAACUGGCCACCUGACGCUGGCGCCAUCUCGACUCUUCGAGCGCACGCCAAUGAGUCCAUCCGACAGCCUGGACGAGAUUGCGCUCCAAAUACCAAGAGUGCGUGUGGAGUACUAUGUGAAUGAAAACACAUUCAAAGAAAGACUGCAACUCUAUUUCAUUAAGAAUCAGCGUUCAAGCUUACGCAUACGAAUUGCCGAUUUAUUCCUUAAGUUACUGUCGUGUGUUCUCUACAUAAUACGUGUGAUAUUGGAUAAAAAUCCAACAUUUAUAACAUGCUAUGGCUGCGAAGUGGCCAAUAAGACAGAGUUUAUCAUCUCUGCCAAGCUGACGGAGGAGGAGUUCCAAGAAAAUCCAAUUAUCAACUGGGAUGCAAUACUCUGGGUGAAUCGACCCACGGUGCUCUGGGUGCUACAAUUACUGCUGGCCAUGGUGUCAUUAACUCAAUCUUUGGUUCUAACAUAUCUAGGUUAUAAGGGCAACAUAUGGCAGCAAAUACUCUCAUUUCACUUUAUACUAGAAUUAGUAACGACAAUACCCUUUGCACUAACGAUUGUGCAUCCGCCGCUGCGCAAUCUUUUCAUACCUAUUUUCCUGAACUGUUGGCUGGCCAAACGUUCGCUGGAGAACAUGUUUAACGAUUUGCAUCGAGCCAUGCAAAAAUCACAAUCGGCUUUGUCGCAACAGUUGACAAUAUUGUCGGCAACGUUGUUGUGCCUUGUCUUCACCAGUGUUUGCGGCAUUCAGCAUUUUCAGCGCGCCGGACAUCGUCAUUUGAAUCUGUUUCAGAGCACCUAUUACGUGGUUGUGACCUUCUCCACGGUUGGUUACGGCGAUUUAGUGCCAGAUAUUUGGCCAUCCCAGCUCUAUAUGGUCAUCAUGAUUUGUGUAGCGCUGAUUGUGCUGCCCACGCAGUUUGAGCAAUUGGCAUUCACGUGGAUGGAGCGACAGAAGCUGGGAGGCAGCUACUCAUCGCAUCGAGCGCAGAGCGAGAAGCAUGUCGUGGUGUGCUCGACAACGCUGCAUGCAGACACAAUAAUGGACUUUCUCAACGAGUUCUAUGCGCAUCCCCUGCUGCAGGACUUCUAUGUGGUGCUGCUUAGCCCCAUGGAGCUGGACACAACGAUGCGUAUGAUAUUGCAGGUGCCCAUUUGGGCGCAGCGUGUCAUCUACAUACAGGGCUCGUGUUUGAAGGACGGCGAUUUGGCGCGAGCACGCAUGAACGAGGCGGAGGCAUGCUUUAUAUUGGCUGCUCGCAACUAUGCGGAUAAAACGGCGGCCGAUGAGCACACUAUACUUCGGUCGUGGGCCGUCAAGGACUUUGCACCGAAUGUGCCGCAGUAUGUUCAAAUAUUUCGGCCGGAGCAUAAGCUGCAUGUGAAGUUCGCCGAACACGUGGUCUGCGAGGAUGAGUUCAAGUACGCGCUGUUGGCCAACAACUGCACCUGUCCCGGCGCCAGCACCUUGGUCACCCUUCUGCUCCACACGUCACGAGGACAAGAGGGACAACAAUCGCCGGAGGAAUGGCAUCGACUCUAUGGCAAGUGUUCGGGCAAUGAGAUCUAUCACAUUGUGCUCGGCGACAGUCGCUUCUUUGGGGAGUACGAGGGUAAAAGUUUCACCUAUGCCAGCUUUCAUUCGCAUCGCAAGUAUGGUGUGGCCUUGGUGGGCGUGCGUCCGGCUGAGCUGCCGGAAUUCUAUGAGGACACCAUACUGCUGAAUCCGGGACCCAGGCACAUUAUGAAAAAGGAUGACACGUGCUAUUAUAUGAGCAUUACCAAGGAGGAGAAUUCGGCAUUUGUCGUUAAUCAAAAUCAAACUACGGAUACAACGGCAGCCAGCAACAGAGAUGGAGGCGCCACAAGCAGCUCUGCCAUCGGAGGAGGCGGUGGCCCAGCAACUGCCAAUACAACAAUACCAACAACAAUAACAUCAACAACAAUACAAGCAACAACCAGUACAACAACAUCAACAACAACAACAGUAACAACAACAAUUAGCACGACUUUCACAUCAUCAACAUUAUUAUCAGCAUCAGCAUCAGCAUCAACAACAGCAACAGCAACAACAAUAGCAACAACAGCAACCGCUUUGAACCAAGCGGCAAUUGCACCAGUGCCGUCUGUUUGUGUUCGUGUGCCCCACAGUCCCAGUUAUGAGUCUGCCGGAGGCACGCCCCUAACCGAGCGGCAACACUUGCAACCGUAUCCGUAUUCGUAUCCGCCACCGUCACCGUCACCGUUUUCGUAUCCGCAACAACUGCUACAACAACAACAACAACAACAAACAAGUGACAGUGACUUUACAACACUAUUUGUGCCCAGCGACAACCCAACGGCUGUGAUAAUAUCGGACUCAAGGCAAAAUCUGAAGGACACAACGGUCAGCACAACGCAAUUGGCAACGACGGCGGCCACAACAACGACAGCGAUAACAACAACAACGCUCCCGCUGACAAUGGGCGGAGCAAGUGGUUCAGGUAUGGGACAAGGUGGAUCCAGCAGCAGUGGAGCCAGCGGAGCAGGACCCACAGCUGGUGGCCUAGGGGUCGGCCUCAAUAUGGGCACCUCGCUAAGCGUAACACCUGCCACACUGACCACAACGGGCAAUCAUCUGGACGUGCCGUAUGCCAACAAUCCCAAUCUGCUCAGUCCCGAUGUGCUCAAUCAGCGUAGAGGCAGCAGACGACCCUCGAUUUUGCCUGUCCCCGAUAUGUUUACAUCGUCGUCGUUCAGUAUUGCUGGCAACGAUGAUGGCGAGGAGGGUGACGAGAGCGACGAUGAAAUCGAUGAUGAAAUGCCCUGGCGUUCGCCUUCCGAGAAGAUUGCUUGCUUGGGUGGGCACUUUCCACAAUCGCGCACCUAUUCGCUCAUCAUGAGCUCCUCGGAGGACUCGUAUCAGCGCGGUGCUGGCUCCUGUGGCCAUUGCAAUGCCACCACAGUGGUGGGGCAGGCAGCACCACAAUCACAACCACUAUCACAGCCACUUCAACCACAACCAGCAGCAGCACCACCGCAUUACGAGUGGCCAGCACCGCUGCGCAGACGCGCCAUGAAGAAGAGCUACAGCUGCGACAGCGAGUGCGCAUUGCCCACCAGCCAGCGGCUGAAUGUGGGUCUCAAUCUCGGUCUUGGCCUCGGUCUUGGUGGCCUCGGUGGUGGCACCUGCACGUUGGCUGUGCUGGCGGCACGACGGCGUCAGUUGCAACGCGCCUGCUGCAGUUGCUCGCACGAUAGCUGUGGCAGCAACAUCACAACCACCACCACCAGCACCGCAGCGGCUGCUAUGGCCACAGCUGUUGGCGGUGGUGGUGGCGGUGGUGUUGGCGGUGGCGGUGUCGCCUCAAUGCUCGGCCAGCCGCCAGCAUUUUCGUUCACGUCAAGCAGCUCGAUUGAGACGCGGCGUCUGGCGCGUCCCGUGUGGGCCGCCGACUAUUCCGGUAUUGUCAAAGGAUUUCCCCCAGUGUCGCCCUUCAUCGGUGUCAGUCCGACUCUCUGCUACCUGCUCAAAGAGAAGAAACCACUCUGCUGCCUGCAGUUGGCUCAGGUCUGCGAGCACUGCAGUUAUCGCAAUGCCAAGGAGUAUCAGUGGCAGAACAAGACAAUCAUUCUGGCCGCUGACUAUGCCUCGAAUGGCAUCUACAACUUCAUCAUUCCGCUGCGUGCUCACUUCCGUUCAAAGACCUCAUUGAAUCCCAUCAUCUUGCUGCUCGAGCGUCGUCCCGAUGUCGCCUUUCUCGAUGCCCUCUCCUACUUCCCGCUGGUUUACUGGAUGCUUGGUUCCAUCGACUGCCUUGACGAUCUGCUGCGAGCGGGAAUCACGCUGGCCGAGAGCGUCGUCGUGGUCAACAAGGAGCUCUCCAAUUCCGCCGAGGAGGAUUCCCUUUCCGACUGCAACACAAUCGUGGCAGUGCAGAAUAUGUUCAAAUUCUUUCCGAGCAUCAAGAGCAUCACGGAGCUGUCGCAGAGCUCGAACAUGAGAUUCAUGCAGUUCCGGGCGCACGACAAAUACGCGCUGCACCUGAGCAAAAUGGAGAAGCGCGAGAAGGAGCGCGGUUCACACAUCUCGUACAUGUUUCGUCUCCCCUUCGCCGCCGGUGCGGUCUUCAGUGCCUCGAUGCUGGACACGCUGCUCUAUCAGGCGUUUGUCAAGGAUUAUGUGAUUACCUUUGUGCGCUUGCUGCUGGGCAUUGAUCAGGCUCCAGGCAGCGGAUUUCUCACUUCGAUGCGCAUCACUAAAGACGAUAUGUGGAUACGCACCUAUGGGCGAUUGUAUCAGAAACUCUGUUCGACCACCUGCGAAAUACCCAUUGGCAUUUAUCGCACACAGGACACAUCGAAUGCGGACACAUCACAUGUGAGUAACUCGCCGGUCGAAAGAUGGGGACCCUUCUCCGCCUUCAGCAGGCAUUGUGUGCGCUUGCGUCCAUCGUAUGAUGAGGAGACUGGCACUCCAGAUUCGACAAAGGACAGCACGGAAAUGCUCCGAGGUGUUACGUAUCGACCGCCGUCGUCAGGUGGCGCCACAGGCACAGGCAGUUACCGUCCCCGUCAGAAGUCGGUCAACUGUCUCGGUGGCUGCUCGGAGCGGAAGGGAUCAUCCUACUCGAUCAAUUUGGCCGACGAGGCACGCGAUAAUCAUGCCCAGCAGAUCGAGCGAGCGGAAAUCGCGAAUCUGGUGCGCAGUCGCAUGGAGUCAUUGAAUCUGCCCACCAUCGAUUACGACGAUGUCAGCGAGAAGCGCAAUCAUCUGUCCUAUGUGAUAAUCAAUCCGAGCUGUGAUCUGAAGCUGGAGGAGGGCGAUCUCAUCUAUUUGGUGCGACCUUCACCGUUUUCGGCCCAAAAGACAUUCGAACGCCACAAUUCGAGGCGCAAGUCGAACAUCUCGUUCUGUUCGAACAUCAACUUGGGAGCCACAUGCGGUCCACAAAUGCCAAAUAUGCCCAACACCGCCGUCGGAGCUGGUUCGCGUCGCGGCUCCGGCAUCGCCGGUUUGAACCCCAUGCAAAUGCAAAGCGUUCAGACAUUGGCCGGGUAUGGAUCAUCGCAGCGCUGUACGCCCCCGAUGCAGCAAAUUAAAUCGAAUUCUCUUUCUCUACCCGACAGUCCGACGGUGGUUGGCUCACAGCGCGGCAGGAGUAACUCAUUGCGGAUCGACAACGACAUUCUGUUGCGUCGCUCCUCCUCGCUGCGUCAGGGAUUGCCCAGCGUUGGGGUUAGUCAUGGCAGACGCAAGUCAUCGCUGGAGGAGAUCGGCAUCAGUCACUUCACAACGCUCAUGCAGGCAACGAAUCACAGUAAUCCCAUCAAGAUUUCCCUCAACGGCAGCAUCGGCAUGGAGAAUCAAAUUUCAUUGCAAGUCACGCCGCCAGAGGAGCCCACGCCCAUGUUGGGUGUCCCCUGUGUCCUGGGAGGCGGCGGUGUCGGUGGCAUCAAUCCCUCAGCGCUGGGCGGCAGCUCAAGCGGCGGCAUGCUGGGUGCCAGCUCAUCGCUGGCCAUCAACACCGCAGAUCUGGGACCGGGACCGAGCACGUCGUCGGGUGCCACGCUGCAGGCGCAGGAUUCGCUGCCGCAGUCGUCGCAGGUGUCGUCGCCGCAGCAUCUGCAGGGCACGAUUGUAUGAUACAACCUUAUGUGGGGUCGCCGACUCCGCUCAUCGAUGUCGAAGAACAAGUGGAUAUAGAAUACGGCCAGCACACACAGACGUAGAGAUAAGUUCUAGGUGGCAACUUGUGUAAUGUUAGGGCUAACUGCUGUACAACCCCAGUCCAAUGCUAAUUAGAUUCUAAACAUUGUCUAAGCGAGCUAGCGAUGGUUGCGUGACACGAGCUAGGAAUUGAUACAAACACGAAACGAAAGGAAAAUCCAAAUUGAAUUUUAAUUCAAAUCAUUCAGUUCAGUUAGCUUUUUGUUCAUUUAUCCACUAAUUACCCUUUUAUCGUGUCACGCUUCCAUCUCUAAGCUAAUGAGAUAAUAUAUGUAUUUACCUAUCCAACCCACCCGAUAGCAGUCAGUGUAGCCUGUCAGUGUCUGUGGUGUGUGUCUCAGCUAAUGUGUUAAUUCUAGUAUCUACGCCUGUUGAGGCGUGUCCCCGCACCCCCGCUCCACCAAUUUCCCAUUUAUUUAUUUUGCGUAAAUAGCCAAGUGAAGCGUAGCCUUUAUAAUACAAUAUCCAUAGGGUGUGGUCUCAAGACGAUAAUAAUAAUAAUGAUGAUGAUGAAGAUGAUGAUGAUUAUCGUUUUGCUUAUUACAAAACUAUGCCUAAUAAGUAUAUGAGUAGCAAUAAAUUGUAUUCGAAAUUCGUUCGGUAUGCUUUAUAUUCAAAUGAGGCAAUUGUGUUUUUGGGAACAACAAAGUAGUUAAACUAUUGGCAUAUGAAUGAGGUAUUAACCAAUUAGCUAGCUGUACAUAUGCACAUACAUCACCCAUGUAUGUGUAUUUAGUUGAUAAUGCAUUCAAAAUAGUUUUUAAUCAAAAGUCGAUUCAUUUCUAGCAUAUCUCUAAUGACAAUUAGCUGCCCCCUGAACAAAAUAGGCUCAACAUUAAAUUAAAGGGCAUUAAAUAAAUUUCAAAAAAAAAAAGAAAAGCUUUUUAGCUAAAAAAAAAGAAGAUUAUAUUAUACUAUGUAUAUAACUUAGUUAUAGGCAGAUUAUUAUAUUGAUCCAUUUGUUAUUGAUUUUAUUUAAGAUUAUUAUGCAAUAUUUAUAAAAUACAAUUCUCACAGCAACUUCCUUAGGUUUCAUAUGUUGCACAGUUAUCACUUUGAUAUUUUCCCUUUAUUACUUUUAAGAAAGGUGCUAUCAAUGUUUUCGUACCACACAUCUCCAAAAUUCUGUUCUUUUUUUGAAAUAUAAUAUGUAUAACUUGAAAAUGUGUCGAGAAAAACGGUUUUCAGAACGGCUUUGGUAUACUCUAAUGCUUUACGAAACAACAACAAAGUAUAAAAAAAAAACAAAUUUAAAAAAUUAUAAAAUCGAAAAGAAAACAAAAACUAUACUAUGUAGUUGCUGUAUAUAGUAGAGAUAUGUUUAAGAUCGAAGCAUUUCAAGGAACUGCUGCAAAACAAACUAUUAGAACUUAAACUACAAAAAAUGCGCAAAACAAACGAAACUAGUUCUAUAAAUUAUGAAUACAAAUUAAAUAUGUACGAGUAUUUAGUAGAUAAGCACUUAGUUCGGUUGAGGGCCGUGCUCAAAGCCUAAGCCUAAUAGCUAUACGAAAAAAACUGUACCAAGAUCCCAAUGAGCUAUACACAGAAGAAGAAGACGAAGAAGAAGAACCCAGCACCUCCCCAAAUAACUGUAUAUAUAGUAACGAUGUAUACUUUUAUGUAUAACUCACACCUAACUAAUUGUAUUGUAUUUGUAAUUGUAGUAAGAAGUAUUAAAGGAGGCACCUAACUAAGCUGAACCCAGACACGUCCCAAUAAUACAAGGAAAUUUAUUAAUUAGCCUAUACAAAGUACCUACCCACACUCACACACACACACACUAAAACACACACUCGAUUAUAAUACUAUGUAGAGCACAGACAGUUUUAUAAGUGAAUUUUACUCGAUCAUAUUUCGAAGAAAAGAAUAUUAAUUAUACUAAAUAUGAUCAUGAUAUGCAUUCCAGUGUCUCAAGAACCUACAGAAAAGUGUGCAUGCAGCGACAUGCACGCCUAGAUAAGCCUAAGCUUAGCACACCUAAAAGAAAAGAAAAAAAAACAAACAAACAAACAUAUAUAGUAUCUAUAUUGUAUAACACUAAGUAAUGUACUUAGCAGCCACUACAACUUAGCAAUUAGUCAAUGUCUCAAUGUACAAAACUCAGCUAAGGGCGACGCCCUCAAUUGCAUAUGAAGCAAGAGAAAGAAAGAACCACAAAUAACAAUUAACAAAAGGCAAACAAUUAAUAAUAAAACAAAAACAACAAAUGUACUUAUUUAAUAAUGUAUAAUUGCUAUAGAGAGCAUAUUAUGGUUAGAUUAUAUAUAUAUAUAAAACUUGCUGUAAUAUUUAAC
Molecule: messenger RNA, 9932 nt
Organism: Drosophila albomicans
Lineage: Eukaryota; Metazoa; Arthropoda; Insecta; Diptera; Drosophilidae
Gene: SLO2
Product: potassium channel subfamily T member 2
Exons: 30
Coding region: 1798-7551 (1917 amino acids)
Biological process (GO): potassium ion transport
Cellular component (GO): membrane
Molecular function (GO): intracellular sodium-activated potassium channel activity
Source: RefSeq, a predicted model, not a curated record